GCUGCUGCUCACAUGAGGUGCGUUAUCGCAGUUCAAGGUCAACUCUGCCAUCAUCGAGGGGUUUCGUCGUUAGGAUCCGGCUCUGGCUCCUGUUGCGCUGACUUGGACCUCCGUCGUCUCAUCCAAGUCUCCGCCGCGUUGGCCAGCUGAGACGCCGGACGAUGCAGUGAGCAGGGCUCUCCUUAUCAUUGCGCAGUAUCCCCCUCCGGCCUUGGAGCUCCUCAACCAUGCUGGCCUCUCUGCUGCGUCCCAAGAAGCGAAGAGCCUAUACAGAGCGCUCUCCAUUCGCAGCCCCGAGUACGGCACGGGAGUCCUCACCCCUCCUGCGACGCCGCAAUGCCGCAGAUAGCGCAGACGAUGCGAGUGAUGAGGACGAGGGAACGGGGUAUGAGCACGAUCCUGGCGACGACCUAGAAGAAGAAGAAGAAGGGGAAGAUGAUGCGCACGAGGAGGAUGAGGAUGGUCCGGGAGACUCACCACCUCUGUUACCCAUCUUUUCAGCGCCCUACCUAGAUGCGCUUCCCGUUUACAAUAUCACCCAUACGAUUCGCAUCUUGGUGUGCUCCCGUUGCGAAACCACGUUGACAUGGGACCAGCUGCGCUCGCCCCAGGUUUCGCAGUUUCUCGUGAAGCCCAUCCAGCAGCAGAUCAUGGCUUCCCACUUCUCCCGGGCGACGCUAUAUGCCUUGAUGGCCAAUUGUCUCCAGUUCAAUAAGGAAGUCCAUUUGAACCCCGGAAACAGCGGGACAAACCGGACGAGGGCGAUGGUGUGUGAGCUUCUGGCGAUCAAGUUGCUCAAAGAAUAUACAACCAGAGAGCUGAUCGAUGCCCUCUCCUAUGACUUCUAUCCCCUCCAAGGGCACACACCACCGACCACGGGCAGUACACUGCGUGGACCUGGUUGGAGCUCUAGUCAGCGGACCAAGCGCUUGCCCGGCACAGCCCGGAUUUCCUGCCUCGAAAUCGCUAUUCGUACCCAGGCCAAGCGUUUCCUGGCCCAUCCGCUAGUCGUACAACAACUCGAAGCGAUAUGGGCGGGUACAAUUGUGUUCCACUCGGCAGCUGACAAUCUGCACCGGCAAUCAUCCGAUACCCCUCAGCAGCAUGCUAUCGGGUAUGGCUCCUUCGCUGCCAAAACGCAACCGGCAGGGGACGGUCGGGAUGCUAUGGCCCUGCGGCGCUCAGUGACCCUCUAUGACCCCCGGGAUGCGUCCCUCUUCAAGUUGUCCAGACUGAGAGUGCCCCGGUACCGACAGUUCCUCUCUACAUGCUCUUUCGCCGUCCUGCUCGGUCUCUUCCUAGCCAUCAUCAUCCAGCGGCCCUUGGAGAUCACCACUCUUGAAGUCCUUUUCUGGUUCUGGAGUGCCGGCUUUAUGCUGGACGAGCUCGUCGGUUUCAACGAGCAGGGUUUCAGCUUGUAUAUCAUGAGCUUCUGGAAUACCUUUGACCUAGGCAUCCUGCUACUCCUGAUUUGCUAUUACUGUAUGCGGAUCUACGGGGUCUUGAUGCCGUACACGCGCAAGCAGAUGGUGGCAGACCAGGCCUACGACAUCCUAGCUGCAAAUGCAGUUCUACUGUUCCCACGUCUGUUCUCCGUUCUCGACCAUUACCCUUAUUUUUCCCAGCUUCUGAUCGCGUUUCGGAUGAUGGCAUCAGACCUGGUUGCUGUCUUCAUUUUGGUCAUCGUCGCCUGUAGCGGCUUCUUCGUCGCUUUCACCUUUUCGUUCGGUGACCGAAACGAUCCGAGCUCGGUGGCUUAUGCCUUGUUUCAGAUGCUAAUGGGCUUCACCCCAGCUGCGUGGACACUCUGGGAGGAAUAUAACGUUCUGGGGAAGACUAUAUUGACCCUUUUCCUCUUCAUCUGUCAUUUCGUCGUCGUGACCAUCCUCAUUACCGUUCUGACGAACUCCUUUAUGGCCAUCGUGCAAAAUGCCAACGAAGAGCACCAGUUUGUGUUCGCAGUCAACACCAUCUCAAUGGUGAAGUCAGACGCUCUCUUCUCGUACGUGGCACCGACGAACAUACUCGCGUGGUUGAUUACACCACUCCGGUUUUGCAUGCCGUUUAGGCAAUUCGUUAAGAUCAACCGUACGAUCAUCAAAAUCACGCAUUUCCCUAUCUUAUUCACCAUAUGCUUCUACGAAAGAACCAUUCUUAGCUCGAGAGUCUUCGAGCCCACCGAUCUGGUGGAAGCACAGCGUCGGACCGAACCCUCAGUGCGCCGUCGACGCCCACUUCAUUUCGAGUCGUUUAGUCCCAAUGCGCGACGUCGCGUGCGAGAACCCUCUAUUGCAACGUACCAAAAGGAUCGUGCUCUGGAUGAAGUUUUCCGCCGGCCGUUUGGAGGGGAUACUACUCGCUAUAUGGCCCGCGAUAACGAUCGACGGAAAACCAGCAAUAUUGUGAAAGACUGGAUGCGAGGAAUGGAGCCAGAGCCUGCACAUCCACCAGAUGAGCAGGACCCGGAAGAAGUCACUCGCCUAGAAGCGUUACCACAACGCCCGAGACUUUCUUUGCAGCGCAGAAACCGGUUAGGGACGAUUCGAGAUUUUACUGAGACUACACGGUCGGUUGCGUCCGACCCAGAAGAGUUUAUCAACAACAGUUUUGCGCACGUGAAAGCUCAUCGUCGGGGACGGGACCUUCUGUCUCCAACGCGCACCAGGCAGCUCUCCCGGCAUACUGACGUCGAGGGAGACGAUGAGUUGACAAGCGAGGAUAAUGAAGAUGGGCACUCGCUUGGAGAUAGAGAGUCCCUGACUGGGCCACACAUGGAUGAAGACGAGGAGCUGUCUCCGAAGAACACGAGUAGAUUGACUCCUAGGUUCUCCAACUCCCGGCCUUCGACUGCAAAAGUGUCACGCAAGAGCAGUCCCACACGAUACCAAAGGCCCACGCAUCGUCAUGAACGCAAUAUGUCCAGCGCUACCAUCCUCUAUGCUCCGGUCCAAACAGAGACCGAGGAUGAAAUUCCUCAAGGUGCCUUCUCGCUCUCUAAGAGCAUUGCCAAGUCACCCCAUCACCGUAGCGAGGCAAUUACUCCAGUUUCCACUGGACGACGGACACCCAAACGAUCCGACGCGAAUACGUCAAGACCUCGGCCCACGAUGCCACCACGAUCGAGCUUUUCGUCUGAGCCUGGCAUGGCAGGAUUGGCGAACAAGGACGCACGCUCGGUGCCCCGUCGCCCACCGCUAAUCCCCGACCUGGGGUCGGACCUGGGGGACAACAAGGCCAUUGGUGGCGGAUUCGUCCCAUCCAGCUUUGGAACGCAGAUGGCCUAUGCGACAGGCGGCCUACGGCGGAUGCCUGGCUCCCAGGAGACCCAAGACAUGCUUAGCAAACUGGUCUUGGCUCGGAUGCAGAACCUCGAGGAAAGCUUCCGGGAGGUGAUUAAGGAAGUUAAGGACCUCCGACAGGGAAGCUCUAGUCGGAGUCCGAGUCAAGGGGAUGAGCUCCGCUCUGCGAACCGCGAGAGACCGAAGUCCAGAGACAGGAAAAGUGCCAAGCAAAAGAGGCCAGCGUCUAAGCCGAGCAAAGCCUCGAGUGAUGAGGGCUGUUUAGGCGAAGUUGGUGACCAGGAAAAUCGCCUGGGCCCAUCCAGCAGCCAAGAUUAUCAGCAAUGAUCAUUGAGAUAAGAUGAAGUCCUCGGACCUUUUUUUUCCCCUCUUUUUUUUUGUCCAUUGUAUUUUUACUGUUACUGCAUGGUGGCUUUUUGUGCUCGUUUGUAUAGACGCAUGUUUUGUUCUGGCUUCGUCUCUUCCCCGACCUUUUGGUUGGAGACCCCCUGCGGA
Messenger RNA from Paecilomyces variotii, 3794 nucleotides. RefSeq lists its product as hypothetical. Gene Ontology annotation, biological process: monoatomic ion transport; transmembrane transport. Lineage: Eukaryota; Fungi; Ascomycota; Eurotiomycetes; Eurotiales; Thermoascaceae. Gene Ontology annotation, molecular function: monoatomic ion channel activity. The record is from RefSeq and is a predicted model, not a curated record. The transcript has 2 exons. Bases 228 to 3626 code for a protein of 1132 amino acids. Gene Ontology annotation, cellular component: membrane.